GGGCAGGGCAGCCAAAAGAAAUGGCACAUGGUACAUGAGGUGAAUUCAGCCCAUGGAGGGGCUUGGGAAAUCCACAGAGCCAGCAAUUCAGGGAGCUGUUCCAGAACACGACCAGGGCAGGCGGAAAUGGGAAUGCGGAAGGCCCCCGUCCCGUUGUCAGCCCUAUCACUAGAGAAUAAAGGGAACCCCCAUGAGGCGCUGUGCUGGAAGGACGGGUAGUAGUGAGGGAAUGCGAAUCCACUGGCGGCUGGCGAGGUGAGCCGUGACAGCAGGUUUCGCCAGAAGUGGUGGGCAAGAAAGCUUGUUCUGCAUCACCACCAAGAUUGGUGCGCUGGUGCUGUGGGAGUUUCUCAAGCCAUUCAUCGCGAGAUUCCGGCAAGGCCGGCUACCCACCUGGCAAGUUUCUGGAUUUCAGCCUUCGCGGUUUUCGGUGGGUUCUCUCAGUGGCCACAAUGGUGAAGAGUUGAGCCUUAGGCGAGGGAUGAAAUGACCGUAGAAGCGAAGAAAGCAUGUAUAAGGCGAGUUCUGAGACACGCGUAGCGUAGUGGAGUGUUUCGUCUGUCUUCCGUCACCCCUCUAGCCGCUCUUCGGCCGGCGGCAAGCGGAAGCUGAAGACAUUGGAAGCGGGAGCGGAGGCGGAAGCGGAAGCGGAAGCAGGAGUGGAAGCGGAAGCGGAAGCGGAAGUGGAAGCGGAAGCGGAAGCGGAAGCGGACAGAGCGCGCGCUGGUGAAGCCACUGGGCUAAGCCAGGGAAGGGAGAAGGGAAAAGGAGCAGCAGGAAAGGCAGGGACGAGAGGGAAGAGGAGCGGACGCAACGAAAGACAAGCGCAGCGAACGGAAAGAGAGCCACAAAUGGGCGGGGCGUGCUCCCGUCGACUUCGCCCCAACUCCGGCAGCUACGGCGGCAUCCACGGCGCCACCACCGGCGGUGGAGGCGGAGCGAUGGGGGGAAGCGCCAGCCGCGGGAGUGUGAGCGCGGCGGGCGUGUUCGCGAGCGAGCGGCGGCAUCUGCACCACUGCCACCAGCACUGCAAGGGGCCGCGCUACCACUGCGACGGCGCGGCGGUGCACGUGGACUGGGACGAUGCUGACGACUGGGAGGAAGGUGGCGAGGAGUUACCGUGGUCGACGACGUCGAUUCCCAUCGCCACGUUGAGCCAGCGAACCCCCUCAGGUACCAGCAGAUGCAGCGCCAACAGCCGCCCAGGCAGUCUAACCACUGGAAAUGGUGACAGCAGCCGGUGCGGCAGCAACAGCCUCGGCAGCAGCCUCGGCAGCAUCUCCAGCAGUAGCCUCGGCAACAGCCUCGGCAGCAGCCUCGGCAGCAGCUCAAGGAGUGGCACCACCAUCAGCGACGGCAGCAUGAGCAUCACUCGCAGCACGAGUGAGGCGGGUAAUCUGCAUCUGUCCGAGUCUCCUGGGAUUGGAAACCUGCUUGGCAGGAACAGGCGAAGCGAGAGUGCACGCGUGAGCGCGACUGGCGGUGGCAGCAUGCGCAGUGAAGUGUCGACUGGAGAGAUUCGCAGGGGUGAGGGCGAGCAGAGAGGAGACAAUGUGGUCAUGUGGCUCGAUGCGAACGUCACUGUCUCUGACAGUGAUGGCAGUGGUGCUGACGGUGGUGCUGUCGCGGAUUCGACCCCUUCUGGUGAUCGUACUGGGCCUGCUUCUGUUACCGCUGCUGCUGCUGCUGCUGCUGGUAAUUCUGCUGCGGCUGCAGCGACUGUCGCCAGUCUUACUGCCGCCACUGCCGCAGUCUGUCGCUCCAGAGGAGCAACGGUGACAGCAGCAGGAGCAGCACGAGGCACAGUGGCAGCACCAGGAAUAGCACAAGGCACGGUGGCAGCAACGGGAGGAAGGGGAGUUCCAGUAUUCACAGCAAGAGCAGCGAACGCAGGUGCGAAGCCGUGCGCUCUUACUUCCUAUGAACCCAUUGCUGCAACACCAGCCAACCGUGGAGGGCUCACCAGCGGCGACCCUUUCAGCAACCGGUUGUGCUCGUGCUGCUGCUGUCACUGCUGCUACGCCCUGGCGUUCCUCUCUGGCCGCUGGGAACCACCAGAAGAGCUGCAGCAGCAGCAGCAGCAGCAGCAGCAGCAGCUGCAGCACCAGGCGAGUCAGCAGCAGCAGCAGCAGCAGCUGCUGCAGCACCAGGCUAGUCAGCAGCAGCAGCAGCAGCAGCUGCAGCAGCUGCAGCACCAGGCAAGUCAGCAGCAGCAGAGCCAGCAGCAGCAGCUGCUGAGGGCGAGGAGCUUGGGCACAGGAGCAGGAGGAAUGGCGGUGGUGAGGGCUGGUGGCGGCAGAAGCAAUGCGGUCAUCAGCAGAACCACCGUCAGGAGCAACAGCAGUGGUGGCAGCAGCAGCAGCUUUAGCAACAGCAGCGGCAGCAGCAGCAGCGGCUGUGGGGGCGGCAGCAGCAGCAUGGGAAGGCGUGUGGCAGGAGGGCGGUGGCCAGCUGGCAUGGCCAGGCUGUCACUUCAGGAGCUUGCCACGCUGGCAGUCUGUCGUGAUUUAAUUCGCCAGCCAUCAGGCUACCCGCCCUCCAAGCUCGCGCGGCUCUCCCCACACGUGCUGCAGUCGCUGCUCAGCGUGCUGGUGCACGUCAGGGAGCUCUCCCUGCCUCUCCUGCGUGCUCUGCCCGCUCCUCUCCUUGAGUCGCUUCCCCUGGCGCACUACCCCAACCUCAACGACGGCUGGUUGGAGCUGCUAGCGCCCCAUGCUCCAACUGUGCUCUCUAUCGACCUCUCCUUUGCUGCCACUGUCACCGAUGCUGGGAUACUCAAGCUGCUCUCUGGCGCGCCUCCUGCUGCUGCUGCUGCACUCACUGCUGCUGCUGCCACUAGUGCUGCUGCAAGCAAUGCUGCUGCAAGCAAUGCUGCUGCCAUAAAUUCUGCUGUUUCUUGCUGUGACGGGGGCUAUUGCAGUGGCUACGACAACAACACCCCUCCCUUCUGCUCCCCGCUUACCUCCCCUCUCACCUCUCCGCGCACCCCUCCCCUCUCUCCCUCCUCUCUCAACCCCCCCUCCGUCUCCAUCCCCCGUCCCUCAACCCUUCCCUCCUCCUCCUCCUCCUCCCUCCCUCUCUCCUCCACUCCAACCUCCACUCUCGUUCCUCCCGCCCCAUCCCCCCUCUUAGCCUCUCGCCCCACUCCUCUUAGAGGGCUAACCACACCCCAGGGCCGAGCCAUGUCCUCGCCCACACUGCCCACCAUACCCCUUAUGGGCAGCCCUGCUAACAGCAGCAACUCUCAGGAAGACCUGUCGGACGGAAGCUCCUCAGAAGGAGCGUUUCUGGAGCUGAGUCUCGGGGGGGAGGACGAAGGGGUGGAGGAGGGGAGGAGGGGAGGGGAGGUGGGGGAAGAGAGGGAGGAAAAUAGGGUAAUAGAGGAGAGUGAGGCGCGGAUGCGUAUGCUAACAGGGAGGAUAGAGAGGGCUGGGGAUGCUUUUUACAGCAAAAAGCGACAGAGGGAGGCUGGAGCAUCAUCAUCAGCAUUAGCAUCAGCUGCAGCCAGCACUACAGCUGCAGCUACAACUGCAGUUGCAACUCUGGCUACAGCAGCCUCUCCGCUGCAUGCUUCCCAGCUUCGCUCCCUGUGCCUUGACUGGUGCCUCCAGAUCACGGACGAUGCAUUUGAGCCUCUCUCUGCCUGCCACCACCUCGCCUCUCUCAGCGCCCGUGGCUGCAACCGCCUGUCCGCUGCUGCUCUCACCCACAUCGCCCACCUGCCCUGCCUAGCCCACCUCAACCUCGAGAUGUGUGGCCUGCUCAAGGGGGGCAUGCGCCACCUGACAGGCCUUUCCACCCUCCUCUCCCUCAACGUCGGCUGGUGCACGUCUCUGGACGAUGAGGACAUGGCAGCCAUUGCGCGCCUCUCCUCGCUGCGAUCGCUCAAUGUCUCGCGAUGCAAGAUCACAGACACAGGGCUCACAGCGCUGCUCAGAGCUCUCUCCUCUCUCACCACUCUCAGCAUGGCAGGCUGCCAGCACGUCACAGAUGCGGCCUUCUCUCUCGUCUCCAAUCUCCAUGGGCUGACGGAACUCAAUGCGGAGUGGUGUGCGCAGCUCACCAACACAGGCCUCAAGCACCUGCAAGCUCUCACGCGCCUCACAUCGCUCAACCUGGCGUACACUCGCUUUGGAGUCAUCGACACCCCCACCAACCGAAGCAUGCAGGCCGCACCUUCCUUCCUCUCCUCCUUGCGCUCGCUCCGCCACCUCAACCUGGAUUCGUCGCGGGUCAACGACCUUUCCAUGGCAGAGCUGGCUGGUCUGACGGCCCUCGAGUCGCUUGAUCUGUCGGACACCACAGUGGGAGAUGCGGGCAUUCGCAAUUUCACUGCCAUGGCUCGUCUCUCCACGUUGAGCCUGAGCUACUGCAACGUCACGGACGGCGGGGUUGCCAGCAUCGCCCACCUCUCCGCCCUCUCCUCUCUCUCGCUCGACUCGCGCUCCAUCUCCGAUGCGGGGCUCAAGCGCCUCUCAGGCCUCACUAACCUCACCAGCCUGGACCUGUUUGGUGCGCGUGUGACUGAUGAGGGCCUGGCAGUGAUUAAGGGCUUCAAGAAGUUGCAGGUGUUGGAGGUGUGUGGGGGCGGCAUCACCGACAAGGGAGUGAAGCACCUCGCGUCACUGCCUCGACUGGCCUCCCUCAACGUGUCUCAGAACCAGCGCGUCACCGACACCGGCAUUAAGGCUCUGGCAGCGCUCACUUCUCUCGAAACGCUCAACCUGUCGGGGUCAGGGGUUACCCUCAACGGACUCUCCCACCUGCUUCCCCUCUCUCGCCUCACCUCCCUCUCCUUGCACGGAUGCAAGGUCUAUCGAGCCCAGCUUAACCACCUGCUCAUCUCCCCUCUCUGCGACUGGGACCCAAGCCUGACUGUCACAGGAGUCAACUAGAGAGAGAUGGAAAAACCGUUUCGGGUAGGGGCCGAGCGUCUUACCAUAGAGGGUGUUGCUGUUGGUGUUUGUAGAGCAUGCAAGGGACGCGUUGAACGUGGGCGCGAGCUGAAAUGCCUGAUCCGAAGCUACCGGUACAUGCUGUAUAGAAGUGUCUCUUUGUACAUAUGUAAUAAAAAAGGUUCAUAGCC
This is a messenger RNA of Closterium sp. NIES-67, 5086 nucleotides long. The record is from the annotation of a GenBank genome assembly. NCBI's taxonomy places the organism in Eukaryota, Viridiplantae, Streptophyta, Zygnematophyceae, Desmidiales, Closteriaceae.